GUCCUCUUAACCCCACCCCUUCUAUUCUCUCCUUGUAGAAACCAGUGACCCGCUGAUCUGCCGAUCCCUCCCCAAAUCCCACUCGCCGGAACCCUAGCCUCCGCUCCCGCCGCCGCCAUGCCGCCGCGCCGCAAGGGAAGGGGCAGGGGCAGGGGCAAACCUAAGCCCAAAUCCACCGCUCCCGAGCCCGUAGACGAGACUGUCGAGACCGAGGUCGACGCCGCGGAGGACGCUAAGCCCGAAGAGCAGUCUGACGAGGACUCCAAGGGGGAUUCCUCUGAGAGCGGAGCCGAGGAUAUGGAUGCCGAGGACGCCGAGGAGGAAGCCGCCGACAGCAAGGCGGAGGAGAUGGACGCGGAGGAAGCCGCCGAUGCCAAGGCUAACGGGGCCGAGGUGGAGACCAAAGGUGAGGAGAUGGAUGCCAAGGCCGAAGCAGAAGCGGAAGGUGCUGAGAGCGACUCCGAGGGCGAAGCAGAUGCUGACGCUGAUCUAGAAGCGGAAGCAGAGGAAACCGACGGUGAGAAUGAAGAGAAAGCCGCUGGCACAGGCGGCGAGAGUGAAGAGGAAGCCGCCGAGACCGGCGGCGAGAAUGAAGAAGAAGCUGACGGAACUGACGGUGAGGACGGAGAGGAAGGUGCUGAGACUGGUGGUGAGAACGAAGACGACGGGGCGGAUUCCGAUCCAGAAGGUCAGGGCACAGAUGCCGAGCCCGAUGCUGUCGAGGAAUCCCCUCCUCCCUCCCCUCUAGCCCGCAGCCGCCGUCGUAAGAGAGCCACCACGCCCGACCCUGCUCCUGAGGCUGAGGACCACGAGGCAGAGGAGACCCCUGUGCCACCACGUCGUCGGCGGCGGCGCAAGUCAGGGGACCGCGGUAACUCUCCUUCACCACCACCAGACCACCUCCGGUGCCGCCGAAGUGACGGGAAGAAGUGGCGCUGCCAAGCUCUGGCACUCCCCACCGUCAGCUUCUGUGAGUACCACUAUGCGAGGGCUAGCAAGGGCAAGAAGCCUCCAGCCGAUGGGGAGGUACUUGCUGUCGCUCUCCAGCGGCAGAAGAAGAACAGGAGGAAGGGAAGGAGGAGCCUGAAUCUGACGCCAGCAUCACCUCCAAAGGCCACAAAGGAUCUCCCAAACGGAUUGAUGACAAUCUCGCCAGGGAGCAGUGGGGCUGCAGGCUCACCUAUAACGAUGAAGGUGGGAGUGGACAUUCCUGUGCCACUCCGGCGGUGCUACCGUUCCAAGAAUGCUGAGCCAUUGCCUGUUGGCCCUGUGAAGGUUGUUCCUCGAGCAAUGGGUAUGGCAAAGGCAGCAGCACAGAAUGCAUGCCACCGUUGCGGGUUGAAAAAGGUUGCACGCGUUGUCAAGUGCAAGAACUGUAACAACCAGUACUUCUGCAACAGUUGCAUCAAUAAAUGGUAUUCUGGGAUGUCCAAGAAGGAUAUAAAAAUGCAAUGUCCAGUUUGCCGUGGCUCUUGUGAUUGUGAAGAAUGCACCCUUGGUCAGUCAAGGGGUGCUAUGUCUAAGGGAUCAGCAAGUGAUCACAGUAAACUAGUCAGGAUUAAAAUCUGCAACCACCAACUGUACAAGCUUCUACCAUUAAAUCUUAACCAGGAGCAGCUUGAUGAAUUGGAAAUAGAAUCUAAAAUACAAGGAACAAAAAUAUCCAAUAUCCGGGUCCAGGUAGCUGAAGAUGACCAUAGUGGGUCACUUUACUGUAAUAACUGUAAGCUGUCCAUGCACCAAGCCUUGAGAAGCUGCCCGAGAUGCCCUUUUAAGCUAUGUUUAAGCUGCUGUCAGAAGAUACGUGAAGGAAAUAUGUCAGACAGCACCCCUGAAGAUAAAUUUACACAACGAUUGCUGCAGCAGGAGUCGGUCCAGGAGGAUGGCAGCAUAAGUUGCCCUUCCAUUGAGUUGGGUGGUUGUGGCGACUCUCUACUCAACUUGAUAUAUGCACCUCCUUCUGGCCAGUCUGAGGAAUUCAGCUCAGGAGAUGAGCAAGAUGCUCCAGGCAAUCAUUCUGGAGAUAAGGAUGCCCAACCUCACUCCUCGCCUUUAGCCGAGAGUAAUGGAAGCCUUGCCAGACUAUCAGGUGGUCAGCAGGAAUCCAUGUCCACAUAAUUGCCGGAGAUGUUGCAGAUAACCAUUCAUCUUUCAGGCAUGAGGUGUCAUAAUUUGCGGAGCAACGAGAGGGCUAUUCAUUCAGAAGCCUGAAAAGGUGGGGAUAUGGUCUGAAGAUGGUAGAAGAUAGAAUGGCUUAUUUAGUUUGAUUAUUGGCUAAUAUGGCCAUUGAUUUUAGGUCUGUGACCUGGAGUAGUUCUUCCGUGCUAUUCAUCUUUUGAAUUGGACUUUAUGCUGGCUAUCAGCGUAAAUAGGGUAUGACUUUAUCUAUCAUCAGUAGAAAACUGAUUCAGGUUGUAUCGGCCGUGCUCUGGUUAAUCUAGAACUGUCUGUACUCUGUUGGCUAUUGCUGUGUGCGUUGAGUGUCGUAUGCUAUGCGAUUAGAGUAUUUUUGAAUAAAACGUGGAUGUCAGAUAGUGAACUGAAUCUUGUAUGUCCUGUUCAGAUAUUGAUAUUGAGUCGGUAGAAUAA
Brachypodium distachyon (stiff brome) is the source of this 2589-nucleotide messenger RNA. RefSeq lists its product as uncharacterized. The transcript is spliced from 6 exons. Gene Ontology annotation, biological process: regulation of transcription by RNA polymerase II. NCBI's taxonomy places the organism in Eukaryota, Viridiplantae, Streptophyta, Magnoliopsida, Poales, Poaceae. The coding region runs from base 118 to 2118 and encodes 666 amino acids. The record is from RefSeq and is a predicted model, not a curated record. Gene Ontology annotation, molecular function: chromatin DNA binding; transcription coregulator activity; histone H3K9 demethylase activity. Gene Ontology annotation, cellular component: histone deacetylase complex; chromatin.